This is a messenger RNA of Paramecium tetraurelia, 1790 nucleotides long. RefSeq lists its product as uncharacterized. The record is from RefSeq and is a predicted model, not a curated record. NCBI's taxonomy places the organism in Eukaryota, Ciliophora, Oligohymenophorea, Peniculida, Parameciidae. The transcript is spliced from 6 exons.
AUGUUAAAAUUCGUUUUAUUUAUUUUAUUCUUGAAUUUUAUUGAUGAUGUUACUCUGCGAUAGGGAGGGGAUGGCCAAAUGUUAUUUGUGAAUGGGAAACCACAUUAGGUAUUGGUGAAAUAAAAGCGAUUUGCAUAAUUGAGAUCUAUGCCAGAGUUAUCAGAAGAUGAAGGAGGAGAUGAUGGUGGUGGAGAUGAUAUGGGUGAUGAUGAGAUUGAAGCAGGAGGAGGUGGGGGUCCUAGUUUGGGUGGAUUAGGAGGAUUAGCAGGUGGAAAUCCGAGAGAUGCAGAAACAGAAGAGAAUCUAAGAUUGGAUGCCUGGUCUAUCAUAAGAAGUUUAGACGAAUUUAUGGUUGUUCAGAAUCAGAGAUUGAUGGAUGCAUUAUAUGGAGAUGCAAUAGAAUAAAAUGAAGAAAUGGAAGAAUUAAUCUACGAUUUGACUGACAACAUCGAUCAUUGGACCUAUAGAGUCUAUAGUAAAUUCUAAAAAACGAACCUUGCUCUAGAAGACAGUAGAUACACAUCAGCAAAAACAGCUAUAAUAGCAAUUGAAAGUCAAAUUAGAAAGGCUAAUUAGCAACUUAAAAUAUAUUAUGGUUAGUUGUAUAGGUUGUAGGAUCAAAUCCCCGAUGAGGAAGAACAAUGCGCAUAGUUCUAUACAUGCAAGGAAUGUCUGAGCAAUCAGGGUUGUGGAUGGUGUCCUUUAAAUGAUAAAUGUGUGGUUGGAGAUGAGAAUGGGCCACUCUUCUAACAAUGCCAACAUUACAACUAUUAGUUCUGCUAAGGUAAAUAAUGCUUGAAAUAUUCUACUUGUAAUACCUGUCUAUCUGACUCUGAAUGUGGAUGGUGCUAAGUGGAUGAAGAUGACAUCAAGGUUUGUCUCUAACAACCCAGGAAUUUCGAAGGUUGUCCUGAGGGUCAUUGGCAUCACAUAGCAGGGGAGCAAUUUGCCUGUCCAUUUAAGAAAUAGAAACAAAAGAUGGAGGAGGAUGUGCCUGUUCAUAAAUUUUGGAUGAGACCCAAGGCUCCACCUCCUGAGUGUAAACCUGUGGAUUCUGCUAUGAGAGCGAAGAUUUAAAAGGAGAGACAAGAAUAUAAUGAUAAGUCAGAAUAUAAGGGGGAAUAAAAUAGAAAUAAAGAAGUGUAAUUGAAUUAUAAGAACACUCUUCAGCAAAAAGUAGUUUAAUUAAAGAAUUUAGUAGAAGAACUCUUAGAAAGAAGGGAUGACAUCUAAGCAUGGGUGGAUGAGUAUAUGAAGGCUAGAGGCAUAGAACCAUCGGAACCAGCUGAAAAUCAAGAUUAGGAUGCAGGAGAAGAAUCCCCUCAGGAAAAUUAAGAGUAAGAGGAUUCAUCCAAUGCUUCAGGAUAAGGAGCCAACAACAGGAUCUAAGUGAAAAAAGAGAAAAAGUAGAAGAAAAUUGUGUAAAUAUUUGCUGAAGAAACAGCAAUGCCAGAGGAAGAAUAAAUGCCUGAAGCAUUAUAAGAAGAAGUGUAGGAAGAAGUAGUUGAAUAGGGAGAAGAAGACGUGGAAUAUGUGUUUGAGACAUCCAAAGAAUAUAAGGUAGAUAUUCGUGAAAUUCACGUGGAGAAGGAGAAGAAGAAGAAGGUUGACAAGGAGGAAAUUGAGGAUAAAAAAUAUAAGGAUCAAGGAGAUAGAGAUAUAGAAGGAGAUUUAGAAACAGAUUAUUACAAAGAUUAUUAUAAAUAAAGGAAAAAGCAUUUUAGAGAUUUUGAGAAGUAUUAUCCAAAAUGAGAAUUAUUCGUUUUUCUAAUAGUUAAUUAUGUUUAUUA